Penicillium salamii is the source of this 2223-nucleotide messenger RNA. The record is from the annotation of a GenBank genome assembly. Lineage: Eukaryota; Fungi; Ascomycota; Eurotiomycetes; Eurotiales; Aspergillaceae.
AUGUCCGUCCAAUUUGAUUUGAUCAUUAAGGAUCGUCGAGUCACCUUCUCUGUUAUCCUCGUUCUCAUAUGCAUUUGUCCCUUCACCUUUUUAUAUUUCAAAUCACUCAAACCCCCCACAAACCACGAAAAGUGCAACACUUUAGCCGCGUCGGACCGUGAACGUUUCAAAGCAUCUCGAUAUGUCAAAUCAACUGCGGAAUGGACAUCCACCAAAGAGCUUGAAUUCUACAAAGAACUUUAUUUCAAGCUCCAGAAUUUGGAAGAGCAUUGCGACACAUUACCAACGGCAAGACGUGCCUUUCAAAUUUUGCUUUCACAGGCCUUGGAGGAUUCCGUCAAAGCAUCUGGGGUCAACUUACUGUCAAUCAAACACUUCGACAAGAAGAAACUUGCCCGCUUUCUCCAGAGUGAGCAAGAUGAUGUCACAAGUCAAUAUCAUGGUUAUAUCACUCGCCGACGAGCGGGCGGUGCACGUGAGAUUUUAAAAGAUCGACAGGCAGCCGGAGAUUGGCUGAGGGAAAUUGCACCGGUGAAAUUGGUUGACGGCGCCUGGCUGGGACAUUUAAACACAAUCAAGAUGCCCUUCUCUUUGAGGCAAAUCGUGAAACAGACAUGGCAAGUGUUUACGGAGGAAUUGGGGAAUGGAAACAGUGACCAACAUCAUGUCAAGAUCUUCGAGGACCUUUUGGAAACAUUUGAACCUGAUUUGCCCGCGCCAACGACAAAGGCUAUUCUGCAUCCUCGAUACAGGCUAGGUAGCCUAAAGUAUUGGAGAGCAGCCGUGGCGCAACUGCUGGUGUCUCUUUUCCCGCAAGACUUUUUGCCUGAGAUCCUCGGAUUCAAUAUGCAUUUUGAAGCCCUGCAGUUAGAUACUUUACAGGCGGCGAAGGAGUUGCCGGAAGUUGGUCUCAACCCGUCUUAUUUUCUUCUCCAUAUUUCUAUCGACAAUAGUCAUUCGGGACACGCUGCUAUGGCCAUGGAGGUCGUUUCCGACUACAUUGAACAUGUUGCCAAGACUGAGGGUGAAGCGGCUGCUGAAGUUGCGUGGAAAAGAGUCCAGGCAGGAUAUGUUUUCAGCGAGUGGCAGUUUCAAAAAGGCAAUCAAGUUACCAACAUUCUUGACCAUCUCAAUGAUGACUCCCAUGAUCGAUUGGAGUCGAAGGUUCUUGCAAUCUUUGGCUCAAAAAUCCAGGCUGCCCAUAGACUGCAUUGUGGCAGCCGGGUGAAGAUUGGAAAGCGCUCGCUGGCUGACUGGCUUGAUCCUGAAGCCUUCUCGUCGGAGGAAUGGCAGAGGGACUUUAUUCGAUGUUUGAGUGUAUGCGAACCAUGGAUUUAUCAAGGUGACAGCCAGAGAAGUAAGUUGGUACGGGAGAUUCAAUGGGGAGGAAGGAUGUAUGGCUCUUUCACAAAGAGCGAACUCGAAGCACUCGAGCUUUGGAUCAACUCCCUGGGUUCCGACCGAACCCCUUUUUAUUGCUCCUUCAUUCAACCCACCGCAUCCCCAGUGAGCCAACAACCCAACCGAUCAGACACCGAUUCCCCAGAUCAUUUUGAAAUUAUUUCUGGCAGUGAGAAUCUGCAAACGGCAGAUCUGCCUCUCAACGGCACACCAACGAAGUCCUCGGGAGACUUGACAACAAGUCUCAAUUUGCCUAUCUUAUUACCGCUCUGGUUUACGCAGUGCUGCCUGUUUGAAUCAUUUUUGUAUGCCCCGGGGAGAACGAGUGACAAGAUUGGCUGUGCUGUGAUACGAUUCUUGCGAGCUCAAUCCGGCUUUGAAACGGAGGAUUUGCUCGUCACAGGAACAGAUGAGCCCAGCAUAACAGAGAAUGGAGGAAUCGUUGAAUUUGGCUUGGAGAUAAUUCUUCGAGCGUCGCUGCCCAUACCCCAAGACCUUCAAGGUCUUCUCUCCCUUUGGCCCUCCGAGUUCGCCGCAAAGAUGCUCGCAUUAUCAUCCAGUCCCAAUCGAAACUUUGGUACUCUGUUGGGUAUAUCAAUGGCCUUUCUCGAAUUGCAGGAGUUGGUAUCGGAAUAUUCAAUCUCUGGGUUACUUUGCCCCAAGAGCAGUGAGCGCCUUGCCUCGCUGGUUCGGAGGCAGUACCAUUGCUUGCAAGUCUGUCUUCAGGAGAUCCCCGCCGGAGAUUCACGUCGUGUAGACUUCCACCAUGGGUAUAAAUUGGCGAAAAAGGAAGUCGAAAGAUGCUCCAAUCUGAAGGUGUGA